Molecule: messenger RNA, 2048 nt
Organism: Monascus purpureus
Lineage: Eukaryota; Fungi; Ascomycota; Eurotiomycetes; Eurotiales; Aspergillaceae
Source: the annotation of a GenBank genome assembly
AUGGGCUGCAGUGCUCCGUGGAGAAUUCCCCAUAGUAAUAAUAAUAACCUGUUCCCAUGACCCAGAUGGAAUUUUACCGACCAGCGGAGCAGAUCACGAGAGACGAGAUAAUAAUAAUAAUAAUAAUCCGGGGCACAUAUCUCUUUACCUGUCCUUGUUCUCAUGUAAUACAGAAUUGUAGUUCUGCUACUGUCGCACUGGAAACUUUAUCUAGCUCGCUUGUUCUCCAAAACCCAAGUACAGUAACCCCCAUCGUGUCACCACAAUGGCGUUUCAAGGCCCCUUGUAUAUCGGAUUCGAUCUCUCGACACAGCAGCUCAAGGGCCUAGUUGUGAACUCGGAAUUGAAGGUCGUCAACAUCUCCAAAUUCGAUUUCGAUGCCGAUUCCCACGGAUUCCAGAUCAAGAAAGGCGUGUUGACGAAUGAAGCGGAGCAUGAGGUGUUCGCCCCGGUCGCCCUGUGGCUGCAGGCGCUGGAUGGGGUGUUGAAUGGGCUGCAGAAACAAGGGCUGGAUUUUAGACGUGUCAAGGGCAUCAGCGGCGCUGGACAGCAGCAUGGCAGCGUGUACUGGAGUCAGGAUGCGGAGGGGUUACUGGGGAACUUGGAUGCAGGGAAGACUCUCGAAGAGCAGCUUCGAACAGCUUUCUCUCAUCCCUACAGUCCCAAUUGGCAAGAUGCCAGUACCCAAGAAGAAUGUGAGGAGUUUGAUGCGCAUCUCGGCGGUCAGGAACAGCUGGCGUGGGUCACAGGGAGUAAGGCUCACCAUAGAUUUACCGGCCCCCAGAUUCUCAGGUUUCAGAAGAAAUAUCCCGAGGUGUAUAAGAGGACAUCAAGGAUAUCGUUGGUAUCGUCAUUUCUGGCAUCGAUCCUUCUGGGACGGAUUGCCCCGUUGGACAUUUCAGAUGUGUGCGGUAUGAACCUGUGGAACAUCGAAAAGGGCGCCUAUGAUGAUCGACUGCUUCAACUUUGUGCCGGGACUUUCGGCGUCGAAGACCUGAAACGUAAACUCGGCGAGGUUCCUGAAGAUGGAGGAGCGCACCUGGGUAAGAUCCAUGAGUACUUUGUCAAGCGCUAUGGCUUCAGCCGUGAUUGCACGAUCAUCUCGUCUACCGGAGACAACCCGGCAACGAUCCUCUCACUGCCCUUGAGGCCGUCAGAUGCUAUGGUGUCUCUCGGAACAUCCACUACGUUCCUCAUGUCGACGCCGAGUUAUAAGCCGGACCCUUCCACGCACUUCUUCAACCAUCCCACCACACCAGGACUCUACAUGUUCAUGCUCUGCUAUAAGAACGGAGGCCUGGCUCGCGAACACGUGCGCGAUGCGAUCAAUGAGAAAUUGGGCGUAAACAAACCGGCAAAUCCAUGGGCGGAAUUCGAUCGAGUAAUGCUACAGACCCCUGCAGUUGGACAAAAGAUGGAAUCGGACCUCAUGAAGAUGGGCCUUUUCUUCCCACGACCGGAGAUCGUCCCGAACGUGCGCUCAGGACAGUGGCGGUUCAACUACAACCCCGAGGAUGGAAGCCUAAAGGAGUCAGCGGAAGGCUGGAACGAACCAUUUGACGAGGCCCGCGCGAUUGUUGAAAGCCAGAUGCUCUCUCUCCGGCUCCGGUCACGCGGUCUUACGACCAGCCCGGACGACGGACUCCCCGCUCAGCCUAGGCGUGUCUACCUCGUAGGCGGUGGGUCGAAAAACAAGGCCAUUGCCAAGGUUGCAGGCGAGGUUCUCGGCGGAGUGGAUGGGGUGUACAAGUUGGACGUUGGGGACAAUGCAUGUGCGCUAGGCGCUGCCUACAAUGCAGUAUGGGCGAUCGAAAGAGCGCCCGCUCAGACUUUCGAGGACCUGAUCGGCAAGCGAUGGCAUGAGGAAGACUUCAUUGAGAAGAUAGCAGACGGCUACCAGAAGGAUGCUUUUGAAAAGUACGGAAGGGCGCUGGAAGGAUUCGAGAAGAUGGAGGCGCAAGUUUUGAAGCAAGAAGAAAGCAGACGGCUGGCGAAUAAAUAGAUAUCUGUAUUUCUAUCAGCAAUGAUAAUGAUGAGAUGAUUUUCCG